AUGACUUCUUUGAAUCCCACCGCUGCCACCAAUCGUGACGUUUUCCUCUCUAUGGUGUGUUUGUGUAUACCCGUGUCACAAAAUAUUGUGGAUCCCGUACAAUUUCAGUUGAAUCAGAAACAAUACAGCAUUGGAGACUUUGUUCUGAUUGCUAGCAGCAAUGAUGACUUCCAAGAAGAUCCUUUAGAAUCAGCAUAUGUUGCCAAACUUGAAGACCUGUAUUCUGAUGGUGAACAGAAUGUUGCAGAGGUACAGUGGUAUUGGACACAAGACGAGAUGACGGAAUCCAUGUUAAAAAGGUGUAAAAAGAAAUAUGGCAGAAUACAGUCCAAUGAAGUAUUCCUAAAUGUCAGCAGAAAUGUUCAAAGAGAAAUAGACCCUGAAACUGUUUUAUGCAAGUGCAAAGUACUUCAGGGUGAUUUAGAAGAAAAGCAGUCAAAAAAUAUGUUAAAAACUUAUGUGUUUAAUAAGACAUUUGAUGGGACAAAAUUUCAAGAACUGGAAGAUGUCAAAAACAAAACUCCAAGAAAAGAGCCAACACAGAAAAACUCAAAGGAGUACAAAGAAAAUGAAGAUGUGAGACCCAAAACAAGGAGAUCUUUUGGAGGGCUUCCAGCUCGGCAACUACAGGAAAGAAGUAGUAUGUUGAAUGUCAUUCCAGUCAGUAAUGACAACAAGGUGGACUCAGAUGUCCUCACUUCUUUGGUGCCAAAAGUGAAGAAGCUGCCAGAUAGAAGAAAGUCGACUGGUCAGUUUUUGGGACGGAGAAUAGAAGCACAGGAUGUAGCCUCUAUGUUAAUGGAUGAUGACAGUGAUGCCAUAUCUCUAAUAUCAACUGCAUCCUCUGAUGUCUCCAGUGUUCCGAGCAAUAAAUCCAUGCCCUUAAAAUCGAUACUCACCCCCCAGAAGAAACCGGAACUGGCUCAUUUAAGCCGGACAGAACCUCGACACCUGAACCGAAGAGUUUCUUUCUCGGCACAUGACACUAAACCUCAACCUAAGUCUGCCACUAAGGCUCAGAAGAAGGUUCAGAAGGUGGUAAUUAAGAGGAUCUCAGAUAACAUGUACCAGUCCCACAGGAACAAGACCCCGGAGAGCACGGACAGGCCGGCCAGAAAAAGGCUGACACAACAGUUUGAUUCCUCACGACCAGAAACACCAGCUUCUCGAAAUCUGAGAAAAAGAAGCAAGGCUAUUUCUUACGACGAGAAUGCAGACUUUUCACCUGUAGGUAAAAACGAGGUCUUCCUGCCUUCAGACAGUGACACAGAUAGUGAUCUGUCCGACUUUAGUGAACCGACAAGAAAGAAAACUUCCAGAACAAGCAGGACCAACACCCCCAACAGGACAACCACACCCAGGGCCAAAAAACAAAGGAAAGGCAGUAGUUGUGCCACUCCAAAGAUCCCUGAGAGAUGUGAACCGUUAAUGUCCCCUUCCAAUGUUCUAGAAGAGGCAAGAUCUAGGUUACAUGUAUCAGCAGUUCCAGAUUCUCUUCCAUGUAGAGAGACAGAGUUUCAGGAUAUUUAUAACUUUGUGGAGAGUAAAAUCUUAGAUGGAACUGGAGGGUGUAUGUACAUAUCUGGAGUCCCUGGUACAGGUAAGACUGCCACGGUACAUGAAGUGGUGCGGGCCCUCCAUCAGGCGACAGAACAGGAGGAACUACCAGGCUUUAAGUACAUUGACGUCAAUGGAAUGAAAUUAACAGAACCCCGUCAGGCUUAUGUACAAAUCUUACAGCAACUGACCAAUCAGAAAGCUACCCCUGACCAUGCAGCUGAUUUGCUGAACAAGAAAUUUACUACCCCGGGACCUCGUAAAGAAACUAUUGUCAUGUUGGCCGAUGAGCUAGACCUUUUGUGGACAAGGAAACAGGAUGUGAUGUAUAAUAUCUUUGAUUGGCCAUCACACCGUCAUGCUCGCCUGGUAGUUCUAGCUGUAGCUAACACUAUGGAUUUACCAGAACGCAUAAUGAUGAAAAGAGUCUCAAGCAGAUUAGGGCUAACAAGAAUGACAUUCCAGCCGUACACCUUCAAACAGCUCCAGGAGAUAGUGAUCUCCAGAAUGAAGGGACUGAAGGCCUUUGAGGAGGAUGCCAUUCAGCUGGCAGCCAGAAAAGUGGCAGCAGUGUCGGGGGAUGCCAGGCGAGCCCUGGACAUUUGUCGCAGAGCUACAGAAAUCACAGAGAGUCUGUCCCCGUCCAAGACCAAACUAUCUCUGGUCGGAAUGACGCAUGUGAAUGCAGCCCUGCAAGAAAUGUUUUCUUCUCCGAAAGUUGUAGCCAUGAG
This is a messenger RNA of Saccostrea cuccullata (small rock oyster), 2288 nucleotides long. Its product is annotated as origin recognition complex subunit 1-like. Gene Ontology annotation, biological process: DNA replication initiation; mitotic DNA replication checkpoint signaling. The transcript is spliced from 12 exons. NCBI's taxonomy places the organism in Eukaryota, Metazoa, Mollusca, Bivalvia, Ostreida, Ostreidae. Gene Ontology annotation, cellular component: nuclear origin of replication recognition complex. Gene Ontology annotation, molecular function: chromatin binding; ATP hydrolysis activity; DNA replication origin binding. The record is from RefSeq and is a predicted model, not a curated record. The annotation marks the transcript as partial.